Molecule: messenger RNA, 1070 nt
Organism: Durusdinium trenchii
Lineage: Eukaryota; Dinophyceae; Suessiales; Symbiodiniaceae
Source: the annotation of a GenBank genome assembly
GAAGACACACAUGCGCCUGUUGGUUGCAUUGGCGGACUGUCGUAGUGCACCCAUUGAUCCCCAUUGAUCACAAUGGCACAGUGGCAGACGGAGUCCGAGUGUUGUUUUUGCUAGACUGUUCACAGGUUCACUUCAAUGCAAGUGGACCAUUGAGAUGAUCCGCCCACAAGAUCGAGAAUAUGGUAUACAGCAUGCAUUGGCGUACUGCCUUUUGUGGUUCAUCGGCGCCCUGAAUUUGCUCAAGUCAGGACGUUGAUUGGAGUUUCUUAGGUUCCCCGCACCCAACGUGUGAGCUUGGAGCUUGCUUUGGACAAUUGGAGCCAUGCCAAUCCUGAAGUAUUCUGGGACAUUCAUUUGCGUGGAGGAGAAGAGGAUUGAAAAGCGAACCAAGAGCCUGCCGCCAGUACUGGCAAGGCCCUCGCUAUCCAGGACCGAGAUGUACGUGUCUUCCUUGGAAUCCCACGCGGAUGCUUUGUCCUUCCUUCCGGAGAAGCCUCCGCCUACACCCAACUCCACAGAAGGAACGGCUAUGGAAACCGGUGCCACGCAGAACGAGAUGCCGCACUCAGCUUUCCCUUCUGCGGGCAGUGUUGGUCAUCCAGAAUUGUGUCGAAGGCCUUGCAUCCUCUUCAAGCACGGUGCUUGUCACAAAGGUGCGAAUUGUGAAUAUUGCCACUGCAACCACACCGAGUAUGUGAAGUUGGACAAAUAUCAGCGUGAAACACUCCACGCUCUUUCGCCGGCAAAUGUGCUGGGAUUGGUACUGCCUCACCUUCGAAAACGUGCAACGAAGAUGGAUGAUCCCAAUGCUCCAGAAGAGGUGCUUGGGCUGAUGGAGCAGUACCUGGCCUCGAUGCCAAGCGAGACGAACAAGUGGAUUCCUGUCUGGAAGUUGGCGAAAUUGAAUCACACGUUGAGCCAGAUGUGUUUUCUCCGCUUGGUCAACCUUUGCCCUUGUCGCACGCUGCCACACAUCCAGUACGCCAUUGAAAUGCUGCAGCAGCAGUACAGCGGCAGCGAGUGAUCACGUGAGAUUUUGACCAGUGCAAGCCACCCCUUUUGCCCGGACA